This is a messenger RNA of Cuscuta campestris, 1781 nucleotides long. NCBI's taxonomy places the organism in Eukaryota, Viridiplantae, Streptophyta, Magnoliopsida, Solanales, Convolvulaceae. The record is from the annotation of a GenBank genome assembly.
UUUGAUCGUUUUAAUUCGACUCCAAAUACUAUUGACAAAAUAUCUUCGCGAUUGUGUACUCCAUCACCCAGAACUGAGCCUAAAAGUUGUCUUACCCAAUCAAAUGUUGGUAGCAAAAGGAAAAGAUUUGUACAAGUAGGUAUGGCAGACGAACGGAAGAAGAAAAAGGUUAGAGGUGCCGGGAAGUGCGAGAAGCUGUAUAAGAGGAGGAGGGAGGGUCACCUGCCUAUAGAGUGGGAGCGUGGGGAGCCUGUACGUGGACCGUAUGUUUCGGAGUUUUCUGGGCUUAUAGGGUUUGAGGCCCGAUCGAGAGUGCCGAUUACUUAUAAUAAUUGGCAAGAUGUCCCGCAAGACCUGAAGGCCACGGUACUAGACGGGGUUCGGGAUAUAUAUGUGAUACCUCCCAGUGGGGCCUGGCGUGUCAUGACGCGUGAGUUGGCUGCUUCUCAGGCCACCACUUCUAUCGAUAUCGCUGGUUCGUCUACCGAGACGGGUUCUCAACUCGGACGAGAGGACUCUUGGUUGCGAGGUCACACCCCGGGGAGGCACGCAGAAGUUUUGGACCCUGCACUGAUGGAGAUUCAUGAUAGGAUAGUCCAGCUGAAGAAAGAGGUCGCUGCCGGUACCUUUGUGCCAGAUGGGCACAAUGAUGUACUGACUAGAGCUUUAGGGACUACUGAGCACCCGGGGCGGACGAGGGGUGUUGGGUCAUAUUCGGGCUUACGUAAAGUUUUCAAAGGCAACAUGAAGCCUUGUAAGCCCGAAGGUAACUAUAUGACUGAGGAGGAUCUUUUGCAACGUCUUUCUAACCUUUUACAGCAGUAUGGACUAUCUGAGUCUAGGGGUGCUCCAGACUUUACAUCCAUCUCGCAGCACACACCUCCUGUAGCACCUCAUUAUGGGCAGCGUAGUAGCAAGGCGUCUGCAGAUUUUGUUGACUUCACCGAUCUCACUGAUGUUGCUGCUUGUUACUUGAGGAUCUCUAAUCCAGCAGAUUACAUAGUGGCACAUGGAUCGGUUUUCCCACGUGCACCAGAAGAUAUGGUGCACGGUGUUCCCCUCCUUCCCCACCAGGUUAAGGUCUCUUUGACCCUUGUGCUUCCUGGAAUGGGUGAAUAUACCAUUCCCUGUCCGACUGAGCAUAUAGAGACUGUCGCCGAUUGCGAGGGGAGCUUCGUUGCAUGGCCAAAGUCAUUGGUGGGCCUUGGAGACGUAAGAACCCCGGUGCACACGGCUCGACAUGGCGAAUUCUCAUCAAGCAAAUCUCAUCCUAUUCUCGUCGUACGCCCCACUGCUCGUAGCUCUUCUGUACAGGAUUUUGUUGACUGGAACUCAUACGUCUCAUUUGGGCCGAGGUGUAGAGAGUUGUGUCAGUGGCUGACACGCACAUCUGCUUUGCCUACCAUCAGCGUCAUUCUCGAUCCCGAGUCCAUGCUCUAUCCGGAGGAGACGGAGUUGAGGAUGCGUCCGGAGAAUAUACGUCUUGGCGGUUACUUCGGGAACGGCAUAUGCCUCAGCUUAAGGCUCGACCAGAUUGGGUUGAUGUUCCCGGAGUACCCCAACAAGUAGGUUGAAUGUGGUUAUUAUACCAUGCGAUUUUUAUGGCUCAUUGUCACUAUGUAUGCACAAGGUUCUUUACUGUUAUCCGAAGUAUUUCAGUCUACUUUGCCUUAUACUAGAGACGAAUUAGAAGAGGUUAGAGAGUUUUGGGCGGGUGGUUUUCUCGAUGAACUAGUGUAAGUUUGUGUUAUAUUGUAUAGUAUUAAAGUUAUGUUAGUAGA